Molecule: messenger RNA, 156 nt
Organism: Racocetra persica
Lineage: Eukaryota; Fungi; Glomeromycota; Glomeromycetes; Diversisporales; Gigasporaceae
Source: the annotation of a GenBank genome assembly
AUGCCUUCCGUUUCUUCUUUAAAUGUCGAAGAUAAAGCUGCAAUAAAAAGAGCCAUAAGGAACUCCACAAAUAAAAUCCUCACUGCAACUGUAGUUCGGCUUUAUGUUGCACAUCCGAACCCAGAUACGUGGACUUACAGCAACCUUAUGGGUGCU